CUUUAUUUUUUAGAAAACGAGGCUUGCUUCCCUCCCGCGGCGGCUCCGAUGCUUCCUCCGCCUCGCUAAACAGAACAGUAAAAGUGAAGCCAUAAGUAGAAGAAAAGGAAGCAGGAAGAGCAGGGUAAGAAGAAGAAGAAACAGAGUGGCAGUGGCAGGAUUUUUCCCUGGAAUAUGAAAUCAUUUUCCUCCUCUUCUUCCUCGUCAAAUUCAUCAUCUUAUUCGUCUUGUUCGUUGCCGGUGAAGAAGAAGGGCGGUCGGAUAGCUGGGAGAUCGAGUUUAAGAGGGUAUCUCUGCUUGGCGUUUGGGAUGGAGUGGAAUUUCCCGGUGAGGAGUAUGGAUCUCAAAGAUAUAAAGCGACGGCAGAGCCGCCGGAGCUCCAUCAGCCUUGAUUUUGAUGUUUCGACAUCAUCGACGUCGUCUUCGAUGCUGCCGGAUGAUAAAUCCACCGCCGUCGGUGCUAAAUCUGGAAAGGGUUUGUGGUGUUGAUCAGGGUCUUGGCCGGCGCCUGUCCUUGGAGUUCUGCCAAUCGGAAUUGGCAGCGGCGGUGGUGGAGGCGGAGGGGCGCAGCCGAUGAAGAAGAGCAGGGAUUUUGAUUUUACUAUGGAGGUGUGGGUUCAACAUUUUCUGGUUUUACUAUGGGUAAAUCAAUAAAUCACCCCUCUCUCAUUUGGCAGAGCCAGAGAUUGCGGGAAGCAAGUCUCGUUUUCUAAAAUAAAGAAAUUAGGUUUUUUUAUGAAUUAGGUUUUUUAUUUUUUAAUGAAUGUAAUAAUGAGGU
Molecule: messenger RNA, 778 nt
Organism: Linum trigynum
Lineage: Eukaryota; Viridiplantae; Streptophyta; Magnoliopsida; Malpighiales; Linaceae
Source: the annotation of a GenBank genome assembly